CUUCCAAUGAAACAGGUGCUGAAAUACGUGACAUAUUUUUUGAAAGGUAAGAUCGCAUUCUACCAAAUCACACAACACUUUUUUCUAUGGUUGUAUCACAGAAUAAAUAACCACAUUGUCGUUAUUUAUUAGUUACCACAAUAUUGUUGUUAUUUAUUCUGUGGUUGUAUGUUGUCCGAUUCCGGGCCACGCCACAGUACAGUAUAUAAAAUUAUACAACAAUUCGUAUAAGCAAAAAAACUGCAUGGUGUGUAGUGCAAGGUUGCCAUCAGUGGUGAAAUUUCAGCACAUGUGGUGAAAAAUGAAAAGAUCGCAGCUGAGGUGAUGAAAAUGUGGUGAUGUGGUGAAUUUCGCUUAUAAAGGUUCGGAAAGUGGUGAAAAAAUUAAAUUUAAUUAUCAAAAAAUAAACUAAAGUACAAAUUCUGAAAUAUAUACCUAUAGAUAAUUAUACACUGAUAUGAAAUAAACAUGAUUGAAACUAUUCCGCAUUUUUAUUAAUAGGGAUAUGCCACCUAUUAGUGAAAACCGUAAAAUAAUUUGAAAUAAAUGUAUUUCAAGAAGAUAACUCCCACAGCAUAACGGCUUAUUUUAGAUGUUCAAUUCCCGCCCGAAAUUCAGAUUAAACAAACCGUUACUUUAGAAACUGUAAAAGUGAUGCGAUUUGUGUGUUUUACUAUUUGUGUGUUGUAUUAUUAUUUAUAUUAUAAUAUAAAUAAUUGUGAUUUGUUGACGAGAUACAGAGAUUUAUUAACUUCGUUCAAUUUUGUAAUAAACAGGUAACAUUAUUUUAAUAAGUAUUAUUGUAUAUAUUAUAUUGUUGGAUAUUUUUAGAUAAUAUCUACUUACAAGUACUUUUAAAAAAGAUGUCUGACGAUUCCGGCAAAUCAGAGCAUAGUGAAGCUCAAAGAAAGAAAUUAAAUAUGGGUAAAAGGAAAUUUAUUCACAAAUAUCAAUCUGCAUGGGAGAGUGAUGAUCGCUUUAAAUUAUGGAUACGAGCAAGUAGCAAGGGAGAUACUCAUUUUUUUUGCAAGUUUUGUUCAUGUGAUUAUGUCUGCGGUAAAGCUGAAAUAUUGAAGCAUAUGAAGACCAAAAAACAUGAAAAGCAAGCAAGAGACUACAAAAGCAGACAAACCCUGACAUCGAUGACUGUAUCAUCAUCACCAUUAGUAGCUGCAAAACGAGGCAAAGAAAAUGAUAUACGGAUAGCAAGUUUUUUAGUCGAACACAAUGUGGCAUUUAAUGUAGCUGAUCAUUUAGUGCAGCUGAUCAAACAUUUACAUUUGGACAAGGAUUCUCUGAGCCAAACUUCUUGUGGAAGAACGAAAGCGGCGAAAAUAGUGACUAAUGUUGUAGGUUCACAUGGAAAAGAAAAUAUUUUAGACAUUUUAAAAACAACAAAAUUCUCUCUCGUUAUUGACGAAUCUACAGACAUAGGAACUACAAAAAAUUUGGCUUUAAUAGCAAGAUUUUUUAACAAUCAUAUAGCCUCCGAUGUGUUUUUAGAGCUUAUGGAAGUCGCUGAUGCUUCCGCUGAAAAUAUCUAUAGAUCUAUAGUAGCAUUUUUUGUUGAAAAUCAAAUAAAUUAUAAAAUAAACAUGGUAGGUUUUGCUGCUGAUGGGGCAAAUGUAAUGAUGGGCAGACAUCACUCAGUCAGUACUCUUUUAAAAAAUGAUAUACCUCAUUUAUUUAUUUUAAAGUGUGUUUGCCACUCAUUUGCUUUAUGUGCAUCAUAUGCAACACAAGAGAUACCGAAUGAAAUAGAACAGCUACUGCGAUCGGUUUAUAAUUUUUUUAAAAGUUUCAAAAGAAUAAGUGAGUACAAAGAAUUUCAGGUUUUUGUUGAGGUAAAACCUCAUAAAAUACUACAUCCAUCCCAAACGAGGUGGUUGUCGCUUGUACAAGUGGUAAAGAGAUUUUACGAACAAUAUAAUGCACUUUUUGCUUAUUUUAAGAAUGAGUAUCUAAAUAAUAAAAAUAAAGAUGUAGAAUCUAUAUACAAUCAAUUAAAUAACAAAACGACAAAAUUAUAUUUAGAAUUUUUAAAUUAUGCUUUGCCAUUUUUCACAGACUUAAAUAAAGAAUUUCAAUCAGAAUGUCCUAAAAUAUAAACACUUUACAG
Diabrotica virgifera virgifera (western corn rootworm) is the source of this 2119-nucleotide messenger RNA. RefSeq lists its product as uncharacterized. The transcript has a single exon. Lineage: Eukaryota; Metazoa; Arthropoda; Insecta; Coleoptera; Chrysomelidae. The coding region runs from base 864 to 2108 and encodes 414 amino acids. The record is from RefSeq and is a predicted model, not a curated record.